AUAUUUAUUUUUUUGGGUCCAAUAUGGGGUACUCUGAGAAGGCACAAGUAGUAGAAGGAGGGUUUGAAUCAGAAAAUAAUAGUAGAAAAUGGGUUAUAGCUGGAAUAGCGUUACGUGCUCCAUUGAAGCCAAUACAGACAAAUUCUAUUGAGAAGGAACAACAAAAAGAAGAAGUUGAAAUUGAAAUAGAAGAAUGUUCAACACCAACAAAUGAGGAAUCAAAAAUUCCAACAUCAUUCACUUGUCCACCUGCUCCUAGGAAGCAAAAAUCUUCUUUGAAGUGGAACUACCAAAGUAGUGGUGUUGUAAGAGAGUUUUUUAAAGCACCAGAUUUAGAAAAUGUGUUUAUACGUCAUGUUGAAAGUGCUAAUUGAUUGUACCAAGGAGGAAAAAAAUAUAUAGUUGUCAAUGUUUUGUGACCUUAGUUUUUAGCUAGCUAUAGCUUUUAUUAUGUUAUGUACCUUAGUUAAUUUUCUCUAUGUGUUUUCUUUUCUCUAGCUAUAGAAGUUCAAAGAUUAGGACUAUUUUGUAUAUAAUGAAUAAAAAUUGUUUGUAUGCUUGAA
Messenger RNA from Medicago truncatula (barrel medic), 563 nucleotides. RefSeq names its product cyclin-dependent protein kinase inhibitor SMR6. Bases 24 to 374 code for a protein of 116 amino acids. The transcript has a single exon. Gene Ontology annotation, biological process: regulation of DNA endoreduplication. Lineage: Eukaryota; Viridiplantae; Streptophyta; Magnoliopsida; Fabales; Fabaceae. The record is from RefSeq and is a predicted model, not a curated record.